GCAUUCACAUGUAUACUGAAUUGUUUGGUGUCUUUCAGUAAAAUUGCUAUUUAAACUCGUCUUUUGAAAAAAAAAUAUUAUGUCGUAUACAACUGAGAACGAUUCAUCUGAUCAUCAACAUCCAUGUGAUGAGCAUAUUUCACUUGGUGAUGAAGAUGAUGGUGGUAAUUCUAAUCUUACUUUAUCUAAUGAAGCACAAUAUGAUCCGAAUUUAACUGGUGCAGAAUAUUAUCAAACUGGCGGUUAUUGGCAUAUUGGAACACAAAUGAUGGAUUGUUUAUUUCAAACUGAUCGAAUUGCAGAUGUAGCUUUUGAUCCUUUAGAAGAAUUAAUCUGGUGUGUAACACGUACAGGUCAAUUGAGUGCAUUCUAUUCAACUACUAUGGAACGUUAUAUAACACUUACUGUCCCAUUGAUUUCGGAUGUGAAUUCACUUGACACUGUAACACCAUAUAGUGGAUUAAAACAAGUCUUUCCUUCACCUCGUCCAAUGGAACAUUCUGUUUUUGUUCUGGCUAAUAAUGCUUUACAUGCUUAUACAAAAAUGGGUAGACCUUUAGCUUCUGCUGUGGCAAUAUUCCUCAUCUUUGAAUUCUCAGCAUUUGUAGAUAUCAAUGCUGCAAUUAGUAAUAAAGCCUUUUAAACAAACUAUAACAAGUGUGGGGUGGCAUUGAGUUUUUUAUUGGAUCAGCCGAAAUCAAACGACUGCAUCUUUCACCAUAUUAAUAAGGGAUUUCAAUGUUUCCCCACCGUUUGAAUCGUGUGUUUAAAACGAAUGGAAGAUUAGUCAAUGCUUUGUUAUGCAUAAAUUUAUGCUUGAAUUAGAAUGCUUAACUGUAACUGGUCCCACAGGGACACUAAUGAGUGGUUCUGGUUUAAGAGGAGCCGGUAGUGGGAUGGGGAAUUUUACACGAUUCUUUUUGGGUGGUCUACAACCAUCGGUAUUAGAAGUAGAUGCUGUAGAACGUUGGGGUGAAGUGAUCAAUACAAUCGAUGUUGGGAUUGGUGGAUCUGUAGUGCUUCGACCAUUUAGUGGUGGUUUAUGCGCUGGGAAUACAAACGGAAAAGUUAUGAUAAUCGAUUCACGUACCAGUCAUGGUAUUGUUCGUGAAUUAGAUGCGCAUACUGGUGAAAUCUCUGAUAUGACAGUUGAUGCCAAUAGUCAUACGCUAGUCACUUGUGGAUGGUCACGUGUCGGUGAUUCUGGAUUACGUGUGGACCGUUUGUUAAGAGUAUAUGAUCUUCGAUCGGGUCGUGCACAAGUUCCACUAUCCUCAUCAUUAGAUCCAUGUUUUGUUCGAUUUAUACCUGGUUGCAGUGAUAGUUUAUUGGCUACUUCACAAAUUGGUACUUUUCAAACGAUACAAUGGGGUAAAAUUGCCUUCUCCCCUAAUGAUUUAGGUCAACUAUGGUUAGGUUAUGAUCGACUAGUUGCUACAGACCUAUCACAAAAUGGAAAUUGUGUGGUUUUUGCCACUGAAGCAGGACAAUUACAUUUAUAUAUUCAUGAUAUCAAUGUAUGCCAAUUUAAUACAACACCAUUACCGACAGAAUUUGCUUCACCAUAUGCAGAAAGUUUAUGGCCAACAAAUACCAUACCAUUGAAUUAUGCAUCAACAGCCACAUCCUCAGCAGAAGCAGCCGCGGCAGCUGCAUCCUUCAUGAUUUACAAUGACCCAACAAAUGCUGCAUUAUAUGGUAAUAAUUUAACUGGAAUUGGUAAAACUGCUGCUGAAUCAAUCGGUUUACAAAUGUUGUCAGCUUCAUUGCAUCAAUCAACAGAAAAUUUAUCGAAUCCCGAUUUUCUCAAUCUUGUUGAAUGUCGUAAAAUGGAAGCAGCCAAUGAAGCUAUGCUUACAGCUUAUAAACCAAUUGACUAUGAUAAUUAUCGAUUUUCACUAGCCAGUAUACCAUUUGCUGCUUAUCCACCGGCCGUAUUCAAUUUAACCAAUCAUCAUCAUCAUACAAUGAUGGAUUUGAAUGAUGCAAAUUUCUUAUGGAAAACUAAAUACGAUACAAUGUGUACAUCAGAUUGGCCGGAAGAUUUAAAUGAAUCACAACACAAAGUAAUGAACGAAGUUGAUCCUGAUCUUUUGAAUAAUGCUAAUAGAAAACGAGCUGUACGUAAACCACCUCAAUGGGGCACUGUAUGGCAUCCAUAUCCCACGGAUGACAUGACAAUAAGCUCAUCUAAUGCGCAAAAUAAUGUUGAUAAUCGUUCAAGUCCAUUGCAAUUCGGUCGUUUCGAACAUGUCACAGAGAAAGUGACAUCGACAACAAACAACACCACAACAACUGCAUCAUCCUCAUCGACGAUAGUUGCCAACAGUAAAAUUCCUACAUCCGUAUAAAUCACGUCAUCGUCAUCAUUAAUAACAUGCAUUUCAGUUAUUUGUUUCUGUUGUUGUCACUUGACAUUGAUUUUUUGUGUGAAACAAGUCUACAUAAAUAAUUUGUAAUUCACACCAGGACCAUUUUUUAUCGGUGCUGUGUAUAGUUUUAUUUCUUAUUCAUCUUUUAAUAUAGACACAUACAUGUUUUUGAUUUUGCAAAUAAAACAACAACACAACGCAUUUUGUUCAUCUACACCAAGCUAUCAUCAUACACAGUCGGUUUUAUUUGUUUUUUUAUUCACUAUGCUUUACGUACUACUGAAUAGUUUUGUUAGUAGUUUAAAUAACGAUGUACAAAUGUUUAGAUUUUCCCCAAGUUCUGUGGUCAUGUUGAAGUCCACGUUUACUUUAUUCUGUUGCCUUUUUGUUCCUCUUCAUAUGUACUAUAUAUAAAACAAAUGAACAGAUAGAUGGGUUUUUUUCAAACUAUAACAUAACCUAUCAUUAUGUGAUUGCCUUUUUUUUAAAACAAAUAUUCCACUCCUGUUUUCCAUUUUUUGACUGUUGUUUUUAUAAACUGUUCAUGAGUGAAUAAAUAAAUAGACGACAAUUUUUUUUUAGACAACUAUUGUUUAAAAUGUUUUAGAAAAAGAAGUUUUGGGCGAAUA
Schistosoma turkestanicum is the source of this 3001-nucleotide messenger RNA. The record is from the annotation of a GenBank genome assembly. Lineage: Eukaryota; Metazoa; Platyhelminthes; Trematoda; Strigeidida; Schistosomatidae.